Lachancea sp. 'fantastica' is the source of this 1665-nucleotide messenger RNA. The record is from the annotation of a GenBank genome assembly. Lineage: Eukaryota; Fungi; Ascomycota; Saccharomycetes; Saccharomycetales; Saccharomycetaceae.
AUGACUGACACCACGAAGAAGCCGUCCGAUUCUGACCGCUAUAGAGGUAGCGGUGGGAAAUAUGACCGUACUUCUAUGAAGUCGAAACAGCAAAGUGACUAUAAGUCCAAAACCAAGGAUAAGAAACUGAAAGCCGGUUUGAAAAGGAUUGAUCAACAGUACAAAGAUGCAGUUUCAGAGGCAACAGCCACGGAAUAUCUGUUGCCCGAAACGAGUGGGUUUUUGGAGGCAGAGAAUGAAAUGGAAAAAACAUUCAGAGUCAAGCAAGACGAAAUCCGUGGUGCAGUAGACUCAAGUACCGCUAACAAGGCACUGGACCUGAAGCUACGAGAAUUUGGUCCUUAUUCCAUCAAUUACUCUCGGAACGGGACACAUCUCUUGAUUUGCGGGCGUAAGGGCCAUGUGGCUUCCAUGGACUGGCGUAAAGGACAACUGCGAGCAGAAUUGAAUCUGAAUGAAACGUGCAACGCUGCCACUUACCUGCAUAAUGAGCAGUACUUCGCCGUGGCUCAAAAAAAAUACACUUUUAUUUACGACCACGAAGGUGUAGAAUUGCAUAGACUCAAACAGCACAUCGAGGUCAAACAUAUGGAGUUUCUGCCAUACCACUACUUGCUGGCCACAGCGGGAGAAACUGGAUGGCUCAAAUACCAGGACGUUUCUACAGGACAGCUACAGGCGGAAAUUAGAACCAAAUUGGGACCCACAACUGCAAUGGCUCAAAAUACAUGGAAUGCGGUGAUUAAUCUGGGCCACAGCAAUGGUACAGUAACAAUGUGGGCCCCAAACAUGCCUACUCCUUUGGCAAGACUUUUGACAGCUCGUGGUCCAGUCACUGGCGUUGCCGUUGAUCGCCAAGGCCGCUACAUGGCUACAACGGGUGCCGACAAGUCCAUGAAAAUCUGGGACAUCAGAACAUUCCGCGAACUGCAUACCGUAGAAAAUCUACCUACACCUGGCUCCGGCGUUACCAUUUCCGAUACAGGGCUGUUGGCUCUCUCAAGAGGCCCACAUGUAACGCUAUGGAAGGAUGCUUUCAAGUCAAGCAAAUCUUCAAGACCAUAUUUCGGGUCUAGCGGUCAUGUCGAUCGCAAUACUCCCUACAUGACCAGCAUACUUCCAGGAAACAGGGUCACCAACAUGCAGUUUGUGCCGUUCGAAGAUCUUUUAGGUGUUGGACAUCAAGAUGGUGUGCGUAACCUAAUAAUACCUGGUGCUGGUGAGGCCAAUUACGACGCUUUGGAGUUGAAUCCAUUUGAAACUGCUAAACAAAGACAAGAGCAAGAAGUGAGAACUUUGUUGAACAAACUACCUGCUGAUUCUAUUGCCCUAGAUCCUAAUGUUAUCGGCACUGUUGAUAAACGUGCCUCCACGGCGCGACUCAAUGCUAAAGACUUAGCUCUGGUUACUGAUCAAAAGGCCAACGAAUCCAGAAACAACCAAGAUGUACCGCAAGCGAAGCCUAGCGUGAAGGGUAAAAACUCUGGACUGCGAUCCUUCUUGCGGAAAAAGACGCAGAAUGUCGUGGAUGAAAGAAAGCUAAGAGUAAAUGCCCUUUUGACCCAAGAGAAAGAGGCCCGUCAACGUAAUGAGAAGGUCAAAAGAGGUGAGAUUGAAGAGGGCCACACCGACCUUGUCAGCGAAGCUUUAAGUAGAUUUGGUUAA